This is a messenger RNA of Condylostylus longicornis, 2986 nucleotides long. Its product is annotated as protein aubergine-like. The record is from RefSeq and is a predicted model, not a curated record. Gene Ontology annotation, biological process: regulatory ncRNA-mediated gene silencing. Gene Ontology annotation, cellular component: P granule. Gene Ontology annotation, molecular function: protein binding; piRNA binding. The transcript is spliced from 10 exons. Lineage: Eukaryota; Metazoa; Arthropoda; Insecta; Diptera; Dolichopodidae. Bases 127 to 2802 code for a protein of 891 amino acids.
GAAAUUUAAAACUUUCGAUGAUCAAGAUUGACGAGCAUUUCAUUGUGUUUAUCUUAAAUUUAAAUUUAGUAUAAAAUAUAAAAAAUAACUUUUGGAGUCUCUAUUUUACACUCUUGAAAAUUUGAAAUGGAUAAAGGUAAAAGAGGACGCGCAAGGGGCAUUGUCUCAAGUAAUCAGUCUAAACCACCAAGUGGACGCGGAAGUGGUUCAAUUGAAGGCGGAUCAACUUCUAGAGGGACAGUGGCACCAGCACAACCAGUUUGGGCACAAGCUGGUACAAGUACUACAAGCACGGGAGCCAGUACAAUUACUGCAGCACGUGCUCUGUUAAGUGGUCCGAGGCCAAGUGCGCCAUCCGUGUCUACUGUUGGCAGAGGAACAUCCCACAGAGUUGAAGAAGUGGCACCCGACUCAAAAGCUCGUGCAGAUAUUGGAAAUGGUGGGAAUGGCUCACGUGGUGCUUUAAGAGGCAAACGGGUUAUCAAUGAGAUAAUAAUAACAAAACCUAAGCAGUGUACGUCUAAAAAAGGUACAAUUGGGCAAGAAGUAGUUUUACAAAGCAAUUAUUUUCGCACAAUAAAGAAGCAUGAUUGGAGUUUAUAUCAAUAUAGAGUUGACUUUUCUCCUGAUAUUGAGCAUUUACGUGUAAGAAAAGGAAUAAUAUAUAGUCAUCGUGAACGUUUUGGUGGUAAUAUUUUUGAUGGAACGGUUCUUUUCUGUUGUAAAAUGUUAGAUGAAAAGGAUCUAGAAAUUGCAACAAAAAAUAAUAACGGGGACAUAAUUAAAGUAACGUUGAAAUAUGUGGGGGUACUUGAACCAACUGACUAUCAAACUUUACAAAUUUUGAAUCUGAUAUUAAGAAAAUCGAUGGAUGGUUUAAAACUUCAGUUGGUCGGUAGAAAUUUUUUUGAUGCCAUGGCAAAGGUUGAUAUAAGAGAAUAUAAAUUAGAAUUAUGGCCGGGAUAUAAAACAUCGUUUCGUCAACAUGAAAAAGAUAUUCUUCUAUGUUCAGAAAUUAUAUACAAAGUUAUGAGAACUGACACUUUGUAUAAUAUUUUACAAAAGAAAAUUCAAGAAGAACGAAAUUUUCAAGAUGUUUUUAAGAAAGAAGUGAUUGGAAUGGUGGUAUUAACGGACUAUAACAAUAAAACGUAUCGUGUAGACGACGUGGAUUUUAAAGCAUCACCAAAUAGCACGUUUGAAACUAAAAAUGGGCAAAUUACUUAUGUUGAAUACUACAAAAAGCGUUAUAAUGUUAAUAUUAGAGAUCCUAAACAACCAUUGUUGAUUUCCAAAUCUACUGAAAAAAAACUACGUGGUGGAGAAAAUGAGUUUAUAAUGUUAGUGCCAGAGUUAUGUCGCGCUACAGGUUUAAGCGACCCUAUGCGGAGUAAUUUUCAAUUAAUGCGAGCAGUUUCAAAUCAUACCCGUUUAACACCAGUUAGCCGCAUAGAUCGUUUAAAAGCUUUUAAUGAGAGGUUAUAUAAUACAAGAGAAUCAAUGGAAGUUCUUAACACAUGGAAGUUAAGUUUGGAUAAACAUUUAGUAGAGUUACCAGGUAGAAUUCUGCAAUCCGAAGACAUAUUUUUUGGAAACAAUGCAAGAGUAAAGACAGGUCCGGAAGCUGAUUGGACGCGUGAAUUCAGAGGAAAUUCUAUGUUUGUAUGCGCCAUUUUGAAACGGUGGUAUGUAAUUGUUCCCACAAGGAGUCAACGAGAAGCUAGCGAUUUUGUAAGAGCAAUCAUAAAAGUAGCAGCUGGUAUGAAAAUGCAAAUUUCGGACCCAAGAACAAUUACAUUGAAUGAUGAUCGAAACAGUACAUAUGUUAAUGCAAUUGAAAAUUGUUGUCGCAGUGACCCUCAAUUAAUUUGCUUGGUUGUUCCUAACGAUAACGCUGAGAGAUAUAGUUGCAUAAAGAAAAAACUGUGCGUUGAUCGCGCUGUGCCAUCUCAAGUAAUCGUACAUAAAACCAUUGCUCCCAAGCAAGGUAAGCCUAGUGGAUUAAUGUCUGUUGCAACUAAAGUUGCGAUUCAAAUGAAUUGUAAAUUAAUGGGUGCACCUUGGACAAUUCAUAUACCGUGUAAAGGACUAAUGACUGUGGGUUUUGAUGUAUGUCACUCUACGAGAGAUAAGGCGAAGUCAUAUGGAGCUAUGGUAGCUACAAUGGAUUUAAAAGUUAGUACAAAAUUCUUUAGUACUGUAUCUGAACACGUUAAAGGUGCUGAAUUAUCCAACGAAAUUUCAACAAAUAUGACAAAAGCAUUGCGUGAAUAUCGUGAAGUGCAUGGUACUUUACCAGAUCGAAUCUUAUUUUAUCGCGAUGGAGUUGGUGAAGGUGCCCUAAAUCAAGUUUUCGAACAUGAAGUGAAAUAUUUAAAAGAAAGCUUGGAUAAAAUUUACCAAACUGCAAAUAUUCCAAAUGGUUGCCGUUUUUGCUUUAUAGUUGUUUCUAAACGUAUAAGCACUAGAUAUUUUUUGAAUAAGGCAAAUCCGCCACCAGGAACGGUAGUUGACGAUAUUAUUACAUUACCCGAGCGUUAUGACUUUUAUUUAGUGUCACAAUCCGUUAGACAAGGUACGGUAUCACCUACAUCAUACAAUAUUUUAUACGAUUCAAUUGGUUUAGAUGCAAAUCAGUUGCAGGUAUUAACAUAUAAAUACACACAUUUAUAUUAUAAUUGGUCAGGUACUACAAGAGUACCAGCUGUAUGCCAAUACGCUCAUAAAUUAGCAUUUCUUGUUGGACAGUAUAUUCAUCAAAGUCCAAGUUCAAUAUUAGAAAAGCAAUUAUAUUUUCUAUAAAAUAUUUUUAUGCAAUGUUUAAUUUGAUCUGACAAUAUUUGGAGUUUUCUCCAAAAAAAAAAUUAAUAGGAAAUAAGGCAUUAUAUUUUUAUAAAGGAUGAGAAUUAACGUAUAUAUACUUUUUUAUAUUGAAUAUUCUUUUUUUUUACUAUUUUAAUGAAUAAAAUAAAAUUGGCAAAGCUUA